Drosophila melanogaster (fruit fly) is the source of this 1526-nucleotide messenger RNA. RefSeq lists its product as uncharacterized. Gene Ontology annotation, cellular component: mitochondrial inner membrane. NCBI's taxonomy places the organism in Eukaryota, Metazoa, Arthropoda, Insecta, Diptera, Drosophilidae. Bases 186 to 635 code for a protein of 149 amino acids. The transcript has a single exon. The record is from RefSeq and is marked reviewed.
AGUAAACAUAAUCUUUAACUUUUGAACAAUAUUCAAAAUUCUAUUGAAACUAAAGUCAAAAAUGCAUUAAAAAUUUUGACUACCCAUUUUCAUCCACAUCAAGGGUCAAGCUAAAAUUAUAACCAAAGUGAAAAGAUUUAGUUUCAAAAUUAAAUUCUCUAUUGGAUUAUAUAUACGGAAUAGGCAUGUCUGUGAGUCAACUUAAGCCGGAAGAGCAGGUGGUCAUUGCAGCCUCUGAGAAUCUAUCAAUGGGUCCUUUCCCACUUGGAGAAAGCCAGUUCAGUUUCGUGGCUGCAAACAACUGCAGUGUGGCUCUCCAGCGGGGAUUCUACUUCUCCCUUCGGAUGCCCGACUGGGCUAAGGACUUUAAGCACCAGACCCAGAAGAUACUAUCCCAUGGUUUUGACUGCCCAAGGAGAAGUUUCAAAAGCAGCAACGACUCGGAGAUAUCGAAAUUCUAUGGAGAUUAUCGUUCUGAACGUUAUGGCGAAAUCUUUUCGGAGAGCAGUAAUGCAAGAUUCUUUGAAAACAUUCCCGGAGAAAUGCAAGUUUCCAAUCAAACGAAAUCAAAGCGAGCACUGCGAUCACCCAAGAUUAAGGACGACUUAACGUGUGGCAAAAAGGUGCCAUCCUAAAUACCCUGGCAUUGGCUGUCGAAAAUUCGAGGUCACACAGGAAACAUCAUAAGGAGUUCGGGAUUUCGAAGCUUGGUAAAAUGGUUGUGGGCCUGAUUUUGCGAGCGGGCGUUGUCUAUGCUGUGGUAAUGGUCACCAAGAACUACGGCGUGUGGGAAUCUCCAAACAAGACGCAAGAUGUGUACGAUGAAACCGUGGAGCGCAUCGAACCCUACGCCGAUCAGGCGCGACGUAAACUAAAUAUAUGCCCGCCUAGGCCGCCACCGGAGGGAGAAUGGUCCUUCUUUGGCAUCUACUACUACAACAAAUUAGUUAAAUCGGUUUUCGACUUACUAAGCGUCUUUCCCGCUGGACUAGCUGCGUUUUUGGAGAAAGUACCAAGCUAUGUCAACGCUUUUAACGAAACCAUUCAAAAGUACAUUAAGGAGAGCCAGUCUAAGAAGAAAGAAAUAACGAUAUCCAAGGGACAGCUGGACGAGACUCCUCUGGUCAGACCUCCCGGACUGGUGCCACCGCAUUGCAAAGACAAGAACUGUCCGAAGGCUCCUCUGAUUCCACCAGGAUGCGACCGGAACAGGGAUAGCUUUAUCUACGAGCCGCGUUUACCCAAGAAGCCACCGUGCGAGUGCGCCAAGUGCAAGCAACGUCAGGCGGAGAAUUGGAAGGACAACAAACGCAAGUGCCCCAGAAUACCGAGCAGUGAAGCCAAGUGUAGAUGUGGAGAGGGUCCCCAGUCGGAAGCCCGCUCGGAGCCCAUCAAAUCGUGCAAACAGUGCCGAAAGACGCCUCGAGAAACCGCUACCUAGAAAUCCCCUGAACCAAAUCUCCUCAGACCAUUGAACAAAUUUAUUGUACCAUCAUCUAGACAAUAUAAAUUUGGUUGCUUUCUUG